Molecule: messenger RNA, 189 nt
Organism: Suillus fuscotomentosus
Lineage: Eukaryota; Fungi; Basidiomycota; Agaricomycetes; Boletales; Suillaceae
Exons: 2
Coding region: 1-189 (62 amino acids)
Source: RefSeq, a predicted model, not a curated record
AUGAAGCUUUCUCUCGUCCUCAGCGCGCUCGCAUCCAUCGUGGUUCUUGUUACAGCGUACCCUAUGGAAGGAGCCAUUGCGAAACGUUCCGAUGUAGAGAAGCGUAAAGAACUCAACGCUGAGAAUUUCGACUUUCUUGGCUCCAAGAAUGGAGCAGCAUGCUGCGUACUCGAACACGAGGUCAAUUAA